Messenger RNA from Thunnus maccoyii (southern bluefin tuna), 5171 nucleotides. It is a transcript of the gene carmil3, whose product is annotated as capping protein regulator and myosin 1 linker 3. NCBI's taxonomy places the organism in Eukaryota, Metazoa, Chordata, Actinopteri, Scombriformes, Scombridae. The coding region runs from base 225 to 4427 and encodes 1400 amino acids. Gene Ontology annotation, molecular function: protein binding. The record is from RefSeq and is a predicted model, not a curated record. Gene Ontology annotation, cellular component: plasma membrane; lamellipodium. Gene Ontology annotation, biological process: regulation of Arp2/3 complex-mediated actin nucleation; cell migration. The transcript has 40 exons.
AUUCAUGUGCCUGAGUACUGAAGUCGGAGGCGCUCCUCGGGUUUUGCCAGUGCGCACCACGGCAUCGCUUUGCAUCACUCUGACCGGCUGUUGCUGCGCCCGGAGCACCUGCAGGCGCGGCGGAGGGAGGAAAAUAAAAAGGGGCAAAGAAAAGAGUGCGCAGCGGCGGGGACGCUUUCAGGAGCAGAAGAAGGAGAGCUGAGGGCCGGCGGAAGGAGCGCACCAUGGCCUCAAAGGAGACCACAGCGGCGGGCUUCGUCAACGUCAGCAGGGAAAUCACAGAGAGCAUCAGAAAGGUGCUGGACAAGCAGGCCAUUAAGUUUGUGCGAGCCAUCAAACAGGACACCAGGAGUGGCAAAUCAGAGGACAGGAUUCUGGUCCUGGCAACAUGGAGACUGUAUCUCUUUGCUGUCAAAGUGCCCACCAAGGUGGAGGUCACAUUCAACUUCUUGGAAAUCAGAGCAAUGAACACUUAUCCCGAGCAUCAGGUUGUCAUCGAUACAGACAAGACCACCUACUCGCUGAGACUGCAGAGCCAGGACCAGUUGGAUCACAUGGUCAGCCACAUCAACUACGCCCUCUCUCGAGUCUUCAACAACUCCAUUUAUGCUCCUCCUAUUUGUCGAGCAGAAGGUGACCUGACCGACGGAAGUCACAAGUUUUCACCAAACUCAGAGUCGUCAUUAGAGACCCAGAAAACUUGUGGUGGUUUUUCUGAGACCUAUGCAGCUCUCUGUGACUACAAUGGAAUUGGCUGCAAAGAAGAAGUGCAGUGGGAUGUUGACACCAUCUACCACAGUCAGGACAACCGAGAGUUCAACUUACUGGAUUUCAGCCAUCUUGACAGCAGGGACUUGGCAGUGAUCGUGGCAUCCAUUGCGUACAACACCUGGUUCACCAAGCUGUACUGCAAAGACAUGCGCAUUGGGUCGGAGGUGGUGGAUCAGGUUCUGCACACAGUCAGCAAGUCCAACAGUCUGGAGGAGCUCACUCUGGAGAACGCAGGACUCAAAUCGGACUUUCCACAGAAGAUGGCGUCGGCACUGUCGGAGAACCCAGCCUCGGUGAUUCACUCUCUCAACCUGGCUCACAACACACUAGACAACCAAGGAGUGUCCAACCUGAUUCAACAAGUGUGUCGCCUCAACAAGGGCCUGCGCCUCCUCAAUCUCUCCAAGACCUCCCUGUCCUCUAAGGGUGUGGUUUCUCUAUCCCAGGCGUUGUGUUCAAGUGACGAUUAUUCCAACUCUCUGCUGCAUCUGGACCUCAGCAAAAACCCUGGGGUUCUGUCUGGAGAGGACGCCACAAACCUGUACCUGUUCCUCGCCCAGCCCAACUGCCUGGUCCAUUUGGACCUGUCUGGGACGGACUGCACCGUGGACUCGUUGUUUGGGGCCUUGCUGCGGGGCUGCUGCGCUGACCUCUCCUACCUGAACCUGUCCAAGAACUCUUUCUCUCACAGGAAAGCGAGAGAUUCUCUGCCAACUUUCCGCCAGUUCUUCAGCUCAGCGUUCAGCCUGACCCAUGUCAGCCUGGCCUCUAUGAAGGUCCCUCCUGAUUCCCUGAGGGCUCUGUUUCUAGGUCUGUCCAAUAACCCUCAUAUCACUGAUUUACAUCUGGACAUCAGCAGCUGUGAGUUGAGGUCAGCAGGUGCCGGGGUGAUUCAGGAGCUGUUUCCGCGGGUCUCAUGCGUGGGGACUUUAGACAUCUCUGAUAAUGGCUUGGAUGCUGACUUGCUGGCUGUCAUCCCAGCUUUCUCCAGGCACCCCUCCCUCAAACACCUGAUGCUAGGGAAGAACUUCAACAUCAAGGGCAGGGUGUUGGAAGAAAUUCUGCAAAAACUAGUUCAUUUGGUGCAAGAGGAAGAGUGUGCCCUGCAGUCCCUCUCUCUGGCUGACUCGAGGCUUCGCCAGAGGGGCACAGUGCUGGUCAACGCCCUGGGCUCCAACGCCUGCCUACGGAAGGUGGACCUGAGUGGCAACGCCCUGGAGGAUUCUGGGGCCAAGAUGCUCAGCAAAGCCCUGCAGAUCAAUACAACACUCAGGAGUGUGACGUGGGACCGCAACAACACCACGGCAACAGGCUUCCAAGAUGUGGCGAGAGCGCUGGAGCACAACUUUACCUUGCAGUACAUGCCCCUCCCCCUCAGUGAUGUCACUCAGGCGUACCGCAGCGCCCCAGAGAAGAUUGACCAAGCCCUGACCAAGAUCCAGCGUGCCCUGCUUAGGAAUAACCAGACUCAGCGUUUCUCUCAGAAGCAGGCUCUCAGGUUGCAUCAAGGCCUCGUCACCAGCACCGCUGAACAGGUGAUGGAGCGUCUGUGUGUGCGGGUGCAGCAGCAGGUGUGUGUCCUCAAAGGCAAUGAGGAAGGAGAGGAGGUGCAGACAGCGAGACAAAUCCUCAAAGAGGCCAGGAACUCGAGAGCUCUGUAUCCGUCCCUGUGUGAGUUGGCCCAUGUGUUGUCAGUGGACGGCCCCGUCAAACAGCGACUAGACACUCUGGCCGGGGAACUGGCAAAGGCUGCCGACAAGGAACUGCAGGUGGUGGUGGACUCCAUGGUGUCUCUGUGCCGCGAGUUGUGUCCGAUGUCCAGCUCAGCCGCUGAGAGGCUCAGCCCGCCCCUCUCGUCCAUCUCCGAACAAGUUUCGAUCCCUCGCUCGGCCAUCCGCAACGCCCUGAUGGAGAGAGCAGCUGAGGAUAUCAACAGAGCCCUGGAGGAGGUGAAGUUGUCUGUUGUCUCCUAUCUAACCAACUCCAUCGUGGAUCAGAUUCUACAAGAGCUCUACACCACUCAUAAAACGCUGGUACUGCUGCGGCAGGUGUCUCAGGCGAAACGCUGGGAUGACGUCGGGACGGGCAGACGCACGAUCAGACAGUCCAGAAUAGUCGAGUCUCUGGAAUUCCCUGAUGAAGACCUGGGCAUCAAUCUUGGGAUAGACACCAUGGCUAUUAAGAAGCGGAGCUCCAGAACCAGAAGAAUUCGUCCCGUCUCCACCAGACUGAGUCUAGGUGACGAGCCCAGUUCCUCUCCGACCCCCUCCGCUCCACCACACUCUGCCCCUCUUUCCCACUCAGCAUCAUGGGAGUGUCUGUCCACCCUUCCCACCAACGGCUCUCCCUUACGCCACGUGACCCAUGUCAGGCCACGCCCUCCGCGGAGACACAGAGCAGGGCACCUUCCUCCAGAAUCUCAUUGCUCAGAGAAUGGAGGAGUCAACAUGCUGGAGGAUGGACUGCCUGAUUUCUACAGCAAGAGAGUUCUCCCUGACAGUCAGCUGUCAUCCCUCCAUCAGGCCCAGUCACUGAGGAGGAAGAAAAGACGCAGCGUGUUGUCCAUUUUCUCUGGCUUCCGCAAGAACCGCAACUCCACCAUCUCUAAUCAGGACUCCGACAGCGCCUCAGAGAACGUCUACUCGAUGAUUCAGCACCCUAAGGACGCCGGGAGGGCAGAGAGUACUGUUCCUGGAGCGAAUGGGACCAUGCCUUCACCCAGGCCCACGCAGGGUGUACCUGUGCAUGGGAUAAGAGCUGCCAGCCCCCCCUGCCUCAUCCAACGACAGUCCACAGACCUGGUCAGCAUGGUGUACAGCUGCAUCGGGGCUGAGAUUGAGGACUCGGAUGCCAGCAGCACCUGUGACUUCAAAGCGACAGACCAAGAUGCUGACAGGUCCACCACCAUCUCAGAUGCCCCCGCAGAUACUCGGACUAACGGCCACGUGGUUUCCUCCAAACAACAGACGGACAGACAGAUGGAGACAGGCAGGCAGGAGAGGAUUGUACCCCUGACGGACGCAAGGACUGAGCUGGAGGAGGACAGACAGAGUGGAAUCAUGGCCCCCUCUGGGCCUAGGCCAGAACCACCGCCACAGAGUACCAAGCCCAGUCUGUCUGCCAUGAGGCAGAGACACCUGCAGGAGAGUUUAGAAGAGGCAGGAAGGCUGGAAUUAGAAGAAGACCAGAAUGAAAGAAAACGUGAAGAGAAGCAGAGAACACGAGGACCAGAGGGACAGCGUCCUCUUAUUCCCAAUAAGCCCGGUCUCGACCUCUCAAAAGACAAGAUCUCUCCGGAAAAGGCCAAGACCUCUCCUGAAACCUUAUCUGUCAGUCCAGGUGAGGAAGCAGCCAAUGACCAGAGGGGCAUGCCUGCUACUGAGUCCAUCAUUCAUGAGGAGGGGACCACAGAGAGGAAAAGCCCAGCAGCAUCUCCUCCAGAUCCUGCUAUCAGUCAAGAUGAGGAAGGAGGCCGUAAUGGAUUUCCAGCAACAUCGCAUCACACCAGGAAGUCCAACUCAUUUGACAUAGGCAUGGAACGGGACAGCCCCUACGAUCUGGAGAGGUCUUCAGAUCGCAGAUUCCCUGUGAAAAAGCCCUGUUUCCCCCAGUACAGAAACAGAUCUCUGGACUACCCUGCUGGGACCAGGUUAUGAAAGUCCCCACCUUGGUAACAGAGAUGCGUUAUGACGUCACCAGCGGACCAGGAGAAGUUUGCUGGGAAGAAAAGACUGGAACACUGAGGACUGGAGAGAGACAAGCUUUUAAAACUGUGUGGAUCCAACAGCAGCUUUUCUUUUUCUUUUAAUCCAUGUAAACAUUUGUUGCUGAAAAUGCAUGUACUGUAUGCUCUCUGUUUUUAACUGGUCGGAUUUGCUGUGUUUUUUCUCAGGCAUAAGGGGAGUUCUGACCUGCAGUACAUAAAGUACCUUUCACACAAACACGUCUCUCCAGUAGUCUCAUGAACUGUUGUUUUAUGCAUUUGUGCAAAAUCCUUCAAAGCUAUCCUGUCUUCUCAUCCCCUCCCUGUCUUUUACUGACAAUCUGUGAUAACUAGAAGUGAGUUUGUACUGUAUUUAUUCUAAUGGAGAUGUACAUACUGAAUAUAAAUCUGCACUAACCAUUGUGGUAACUCUACCAGUUAACAAUCAUGUUUUUAUUUGUGAUAAUAUAUCAUUUGAUAACUGUGUUUGUAAGUAUGCUUUUACUGUAUGCUGAUGUUGACGAUUGAGAAAUGUGUUACCAUGCACUUAGCACUCCCAUCUCCUCAAGAGUAUUUAAGUCAGUCAGUCAGUGGAUCACUUACAGGUUUAAUCUGAUUUUGCAGGCCUGAAAAUGAGUAUAUUUUCUAAAAAUGCUUCUAUGAAUCAGAAUAAAUAAAAUUGACUUUACACAAGGAA